AUGCCGCGCCUUCAGGUCCGCUCUUUCUGCAGCUCCUUCUCCUCACGCGCCUACGACCUGCUGAACGAACUCCAAGGCCAUCUGGACUCCAGGACGCUCAGACCAGAGCUCGCGCGCCAACUGUUCGACGAAAUGCUGCGCCAACCAGUCCCAGUAUCGGCGCGUGCACUCAACGGCUUAUUUGCUGCACUCGCGCGUGCGCCGCCUUCAACCGCCUGCACUGAUGGCCCUGCGCUCGCCGUCGAUCUCUUCAACCAUAUGGCCCGAGCAGGCCGCCGCCGGAUGACAGGACCCACCGUUCACACUUACAACAUACUAAUUGACUGCUGCCACCGAGCAUGCCGCCCAGACCUAGGGCCUGCCUUCUUUGGCUGCCUCCUCAAGACAGGCAUCACAAUGAGCGCCAUUACCUACAGCAGCCUAUUCAAGUUCCUCUGUGACAUGAGGCGCACAAAGGAGGCUCUGAACGUGCUGCUCCAUAGGAUGCCCGAUGACCUGCCUAAUGUCAUCUCCUACUCAGUGAUUCUCAAGAGUUUCUGCGACAGUGGGAGGAGCCAGCUUGCGCUUGACCUGCUCCGGGUGAUGGCCAAAAAAGGUGGUGACCACUCUCCCGACGUGAUGGCAUACAACAUGGUAAUGGAUGGCUUGUUUAAGGAGGACCUAGGGCCUGCCUUCUUCGGAUGCCUUCUCAAGACAGGCAUCACGACGGACGUCAUUACCUACAGCAGUUUAUUGCAGUGCUUCUGUGACAUGAAGCGGACAGAGGAAGCUCUGGACCUGCUGCUCCAUAGGGUGAGUGAUAACCUGCCUGAUGCCAUCUCCUACUCAGUUAUUCUCAAGAGCUUCUGCGACAACGGAAGGAGCCAGUGUGCGCUUGACCUGCUCCAGAUGAUGGCCAAAAAAGGUGCUGACCAUUCCCCCAACGUGGUCUCAUACAACUUGGUAAUCAAUGGUUUCUUUAAGGAGGGUGAAAUAAGCAAAGCAUGUGAUCUGUUCCAUGAAAUGAUACAACAAGGCUUGAUCCAAGGAUUUUUAACUACGGGUCAGCUGAAAGAAGCCUUUAGGUUGUUGAAAGUGAUGAGAAGCCAAGGUGUUAUGCCAAGCGUUGUUACUUGCACCUCAGUCAUGGACUACCUUUGCAAGCAUGGAAGAAUCAAAGAAGCUGAGGAAACAUUUUAUUCCAUGGCCGUGAGUGGCCGAAAACCAGAUACAGUCUCAUACUCUAUUAUGCUCCUUGGGUACGCUAUAGAAGGAUCCCUUGUUAAAAUGAUUGAUCUCUGUGAGAUGAUGGCAAGAGAUGGAGUUGUACCCGACCUCCGUUGUUUCAACAUACUGAUUAAGGCAUAUGCUAAGUAUGGCAGGAUGGAUGUGGCCAUGCUUUUCUUUGAAGACAUGUUGAAGCAGGGUGUGAAGCCUAAUGGAUUCACUUAUUUAAUUGUGAUAUCUGCAUUUUGCAAGAUGGGCAGGAUGGAUGAUGCGAUGGAAAAAUUCAAUGAGAUGAUUGAUAUGGGAGUACCACUUGACACAGAAGUUUACAUGUGCAUGGUUGAGGGUUAUUUUAAUCAUGGUGAUUCCAUGAAAGCCGAGGAAUUUAUUACUAAAAUGAAGAACAGGGAUAUUCAUCAUAAGCCAUGGAAAGUUGGAUAUAGUGCCUACUUCGAAUUUCCUCAAGGCACUGGAGUAUUCAGGGUGGAUAGCGACCUGGCUGAUUAG
Molecule: messenger RNA, 1713 nt
Organism: Triticum turgidum subsp. durum (durum wheat)
Lineage: Eukaryota; Viridiplantae; Streptophyta; Magnoliopsida; Poales; Poaceae
Source: the annotation of a GenBank genome assembly